This is a messenger RNA of Gongylonema pulchrum, 222 nucleotides long. The record is from the annotation of a GenBank genome assembly. Lineage: Eukaryota; Metazoa; Nematoda; Chromadorea; Rhabditida; Gongylonematidae.
AUGCAGACAAGCGCCUAUCGUCGUUUAUUGCUGUUUUGGACAAUGUACGAGUUGGAAGUGAAUGUGCCGUCUGGCCGUUUACCGAAUGAGCUCGAAUGGCCGCUGAAUUGGCCGCAAUGUCUGAAGGAUUGCACUGAGAGCUGGAAUGUUCGAGACGUGAGGUCGCGACCAGGCCGUAUCGCCGAGCAGCUGGAUGCGCACCGCAUCAAAACUCAUUUGUAA